GAUAAGCGGAUUAAAAUGACAGAAAUAAGUAACCAAAUAUGCUCUAAGAAUCCGAAAUAAUAACAAACAAGCAAACGUGCUGCGAGGGACUUCAUUUUAGAAUUUGAUGUAAUUUAUUACUGGUGUUUUAUACUCUGAUAUUAAAUAAGUAUCUUUCAGAUACUGUUAACUAUGAUGGAAUUAGAAACAAAAGAAAGUGGUGAUGAGAUGGAUGCUGAUAUUGAAUCUGGCGGUGAAUCUUUAUCUGAUGAUGAAUUGCUGGGCGAUGAUGAUGACAACAAUAGAAAUGUUUCUGGAAACAUGGCUUGGGCAAAGGCAAUGCAAAAUGUUUUAAGCACAACUCCUAGAACUGAAAACUUUAUUCUUAGCAAAGCAAAAAGAGACUCAGAUAUAAAAAAGAAAAAAGUGAAAGAUAUUGAAUUUGUUGACUCAUCUGGCAAAGUGGUUGAACAGGAUUCACAAGUUAAACAAGAAAAAAGCUACAAAGAAAUGAGAAGGGCUAAAUUAGAUAAUCAGAAAAAGAAAGCAGAAUGGGAAGCCAUGUGUCGAGUAAAACCAGAUGUUACAAAGAAAGAAAAGGAAAAGGAAUUCAUUAAAAUAGCAACUAGAGGAGUUGUUCAUUUGUUUAAUGCAGUUGGAGACCAUCAAAAAACGGUGAAAAAUAAUAAGAAAAGUGCUCGAAAGAAUGAAAAGAUAAAUGUUGUCAAAGGCACUUUUAUGGACAUUCUGAAGCAACAUUCUAAGCAAGACAAAAAAGCAGAGAGUGAAGUGGAGAAGGCAAAAAAAGAAGAGACUUGGAGUAUAUUAAAAGAUGAUUUCAUGAUGGGUGCUGAAAUGAAAGACUGGGAUAAAGAGAGUGAUGAUGAAACUUAAACUGAUAUGUUUAAUGUCUGUGUUAUAUUUUAAUAAAACAAAAAAAAGGUUUUUCA
This is a messenger RNA of Parasteatoda tepidariorum (common house spider), 929 nucleotides long. RefSeq names its product RRP15-like protein. Gene Ontology annotation, cellular component: preribosome, large subunit precursor. Gene Ontology annotation, biological process: maturation of 5.8S rRNA; maturation of LSU-rRNA. The record is from RefSeq and is a predicted model, not a curated record. Lineage: Eukaryota; Metazoa; Arthropoda; Arachnida; Araneae; Theridiidae.